GAUGAGACUGGCAUGAACGAGGAUUGGCAGAUAUGAGCAGAGUCAGGGGCCGAUGCACCAGCGAGAACGAGCGAGAGAGAGAGAGAGAGAGAGAGAGAGAGAGAGGAAGUGCUGAAUGAUGAUAGAGGAAGUAAAAAAAAGGGCGUGGUCAACCGUCUACACAUCUUCCAUUUUCUCUCCGUUACGAGGCACCGGCGGAUGCAAUCCUGUGUUCAACUCUGAUUGGAUGUGAUAUACAAGUUCAAUAUGAACACUAAGAUUCUGUUACGAAAGGUGACAUUUUUACUGUUUCUUUACCUCAGAGGUUGUGCCACUGAAACACCUGCACCUGUUUCCAACACCCCUGGACACACAGAAAAUGUUUACACAACUGCCACAGAGAUGACAACAGGCAAUCAGAGUCACACCGCACCUGCGACAGACGAAAAUAUCUCCGCCAACUCCACCGUGACCCCUACAGUGAUCAUAAAUGAGACGUCUACAGUCAGUACAAGAACAACGGCCAUGAAGACCAACACAUCCAGAACUUCCAACACCAACUUUAUUGUGUGGGACAAGAGAUGGGAUGAACCGUUUAAUUACAACUACUCCUCUCUCCGGCACGUAGGUUUAGGCAUCGCAGCGAUUCUCUUUGUGAUGGGGAUCUUGGUUCUUGGAUGUGGUAAAGUGAAACGAAUACCACACUGUCGCAUUGGCAAAGGAAGUUCGUACAAAGUGACCAGAAGUUAGCGCUCGAUCUAUCACAGCUCAUCAUCAAUAAAACCAAAGGCAACAGAUGAAAACAGAAGAGCCAGUCAGACCUGUUCUGACAGCAGUUAGGCCUACAUACUUAAAUGUCCCCCUUGUGACAAAACAAGGCCAAGAUGGAGAGAUUGUGUGUGUGAGUGUGUUCAUUAUUUUAAACUGAUCUCUGGGUAUGUCACACAAGGCGCUGGGGAACAUGUUGUUGCUCUCUUGCAGCACUAUACGCCAGCGGUAACGCAGCGGCUGGGACUUCAACAGAUCCCAGUGUAAUCACACAUCUCAGACAUAAAACCCCUUCAUCCCCCUAGCACCAAACGGCUCUGUUUAAACGUCAAACUUUGUUCAACACAGACCUGUACUUGCUUUUAUUAUUAUUUUAAUAUUUUGCAUCUUCACAUGUGUCUUUCGUUUGGAUUUGUAGAAGAGGGUUGUGAAGCUCACAAGCGCCCUCUUGAGGCCAUUUACUGUAUUAUAAACCAGCAACGAAAAAUAAAAGUUUGACUAUAAAAGCACGAGUCUGUUCAGUUGUGCA
Molecule: messenger RNA, 1276 nt
Organism: Triplophysa rosa
Lineage: Eukaryota; Metazoa; Chordata; Actinopteri; Cypriniformes; Nemacheilidae
Gene: fxyd5
Product: FXYD domain containing ion transport regulator 5
Exons: 9
Coding region: 247-729 (160 amino acids)
Biological process (GO): regulation of sodium ion transmembrane transporter activity
Cellular component (GO): membrane
Molecular function (GO): sodium channel regulator activity
Source: RefSeq, a predicted model, not a curated record